Messenger RNA from Polyodon spathula (Mississippi paddlefish), 2593 nucleotides. RefSeq names its product myocyte-specific enhancer factor 2D homolog. Lineage: Eukaryota; Metazoa; Chordata; Actinopteri; Acipenseriformes; Polyodontidae. The record is from RefSeq and is a predicted model, not a curated record. Gene Ontology annotation, biological process: cell differentiation; positive regulation of transcription by RNA polymerase II. Gene Ontology annotation, molecular function: DNA-binding transcription factor activity, RNA polymerase II-specific; protein dimerization activity; RNA polymerase II cis-regulatory region sequence-specific DNA binding. The transcript is spliced from 6 exons. Bases 484 to 1053 code for a protein of 189 amino acids.
ACUCUAGUCCCACUCGCACUAGUCUGAUAGAGAGCCGUCGGGAGCGACCGUGUGAAGCGAAAAGGGGGGGGAAAGAAAACAAGAAAAAAAAAAAAAAAGGGGGGGGGGUCGUUUGAAUAGUUUUCCGUCCUUGUUGUUGUUGUUGUGGUGGUGGGGGGGAGAAGGAAAGGAAAUUGCCCUCGCCGUCGUUGAACGCCCGAGGGGGGGAGGAGAGCAAAAUAUUAUUACACGGAUUAAGGAUUCAGUCAAGGGUAGACUGGAAGAGGCUGAGCUCUUCUCAUAGAAGCAGGCAUAACAUGAACUGAGGAGACUCCGGACAGACUCUCGUUCCUUCUUUUUCGAUCGCAACAAGAAAAGAAAGAAGGGGAAAUAACGUAGAGCCAGGAAGAGGAGGAGGAGGAGGAAGAAUUCGUGUCUGACGCCCGAACUCCCAUCCCCACCCCGCCUACCCCCACCCUCCCCGCCACACACAACUGCAGGAAAAUGGGGAGGAAAAAGAUUCAAAUCCAGCGCAUCACGGAUGAACGAAACAGACAGGUGACGUUCACGAAGCGGAAGUUUGGGCUGAUGAAGAAGGCCUACGAGCUGAGCGUGCUGUGUGACUGCGAGAUCGCCCUCAUCAUCUUCAACCACUCCAACAAGCUCUUCCAGUACGCCAGCACAGACAUGGACAAGGUGCUGCUGAAAUACACAGAGUACAACGAGCCACACGAGAGCAGGACCAACGCUGACAUCAUCGAGACGUUAAGAAAGAAAGGUUUUAACGGUUGCGACAGUCCAGAGCCGGACGGGGACGAUUCCAUCGACCAGAGCCCUCUAAACGACGAGAAAUACCGCAAAACCAACGAGGACCUGGACAUUUUAUUCAAGAGAUAUGGAGUUUUAAACAAGAAGGAGCGUCGGGAUUGCGAGAGCCCGGAUCUGGAAGAGGCGUUCUCUCUCACCCCCGGCACCCAGGAGAAGUAUCAAAAAAUUGACGAGGAGUUUGAUAAAAUGAUGCAGAGUUAUAGAUUGGCUGUGAGUACCCGAGGCAUGAGCUUUCAGCACUGCUAAAGCAGCCAGCCAGCCUAACUCAAGCCAGCGCACGCACACGCACACGCACACGCGUGAGUCUUUACAGUGUCUAUGAGGAAUUUGCAUUGACUGCCAUGUGGUGUAGAUUUGUUCUAAACACAGGGCAAGGAUCUCCUCAGUAAUGAAAGUUGGGAUAAAUGCAACCUUUUAAAAUGAUUGAUUAUGUUAAAUAUGUAUAUAAAUAAUUAGGGAUUUUAAUCCAGACGUUUUCCAUUGAUCUAUUUAAUCAUCUGCUGUCUACGAUCGAUCGAUCGCACCUGUUUGCUGGCGAUAUCAAAUCGUAUUCACAAACGAUGCCAAAGUUACACACGGUAUUCACACAAUGCAAGGGUUUCAUAGUGCCAGCUGGUGUGUGACACGUUCACUUGGGGUCUAGUUUGACAUUGUUUAAUAACUAGGCAACUGGAAGUUAGCCAAAGCGAGUCGUUUUUAAAAACAUGAAGUUUUGUUCUUAAUCGCUCUCUCUCUUCCAGUUAUUUAAUUUUCAUGCUCUGUUUUUUCGAUGCCGCACUAAGGCAGACGAGAUUAAUCGAUCAGUCAUUUAAUCAAUCAAAGCCCACAAGUGUGAUUUAAUCAGCUAAUCAUGAAUCGAUUUAAAACCCUAAUUUAGAUAGAUAGGUAGGUAGGUAGAUAUUUUAUUUUUUAUUUGUUAAUAUCCUUUAUUUCAAUCAAUCAAUAUUAACAGUACAAAAUAAAUAAAUAGCACAGAUGUCCAUGCAAAACUCUCUAUUACAAUAAUUACAAACACAUUCUUAAUUUAUUAUCUUCCACCAAACACACCACCUCCCCAAUUGACCAAAUUGUCUGUAACAUUUCUUGCUGGUGCACCAAUUUAUAAAAAGUAAAAUCAGCUUCAAUCCUUGAGGUUACCAACACUUUAAAAACAGAUACUACCACAUCAGUUAAAACUCCAUUCAUUUUGUUUUUCCUGCUUUUCAAAAUUGCCAUUUUUGCCUGGCCCAGUAGAUAGAUAGGUAGAUAGCGAGGGACAAUCUUAAAUCACAAAAAAUAUACACGGUUCUCAUGAACCUAAAUAUAUUUGCGUUCUGCAGUGCGACCAUGAGAAACCCACUUCAGCGCCGACAAGGAAAAAUAAAGAUCUGCCAGUGGGAAUAUAAAGCGCUCUAGCAUUUUCAUGCUGGAACUUCUAGGGCAUAGAAAGUAGGGCAUUCAAUACAUGUUACCGGUGGCACCAGAUCUAUCAGUGCACCAGAGUCCUGCUGUCACACACACAGGAAGAAGCAUGCCUGUUUAUUUGCGACGCGGAUGCAGUGGGAUAUUCCGGAAGCAGGCUUUCUCUUUCAUUAAUUAGUCCGCUUGGGUCAUUGCUCUACAGCAGUGGAAUGGGGCCAGCGAGAAUUUCUUAAACAUUCAAACUUCACUUCGUGUGCAGCUCUGGCCAGAAGUUUUGCAUCACCACCCCUGUAGAAUUCAUAGUCGAAGGAAAAGCUGCUGAACAGUGUUAGCAUAUUGAAUUACACACACCGCCACUUUGUGGUUUCUGGUACACUUCAAUGAA